This is a messenger RNA of Dibothriocephalus latus, 687 nucleotides long. Lineage: Eukaryota; Metazoa; Platyhelminthes; Cestoda; Diphyllobothriidea; Diphyllobothriidae. The record is from the annotation of a GenBank genome assembly.
ACAACCUCCACCGUUGUGCGAAUCCCUUCGGCCGAUUUCUUCCCGACUGGUGAACGACCGUCCAGCACCUCUCCACCCCGACCCAUUCUAUAUCGAGUACGGGCUGAGAACGAGUAUGGCUACAGUGCUCCCCUAACAACCAGACUGGAACUCCCUAGAGGACCACAGUACCAGAGGCAUCUACCGUCACUUCCACUGCUGCCCGUGCGUGCUCAACUCCUGCAACCUUUGAGUGAGAGCUUGAGAAUCGGUGAAUCACCAAAGGUGGAACUUCAAUGGUCACCCUAUCUACCCCCGGCUGACUACAUGCGGCCUGCGCCCGGGCAAGACAGAUUGCUGCCGAAGCGCGACUUCAAUUACGUCGUGGAGUAUCGACCAGUAGGGGAGCGCGGUUGGCGUCACCUUUCCACUCUGCCAAUCGGACAGGAGACUAUAGUCUUUCGUCCUCCGCCGAUCAUCUCUUCUGACCUGCCGAAAAGCGACUUGGGACGUCCUCUCACCGAGGCCUAUCAGUUUAGGGUGGGCGUACGUGGCCCAGGUGGUGUUCCUGAGUAUUCGGAGUCCAAUAUUGUCUCGUGGACCUAUCGACCGGAGUCACCGCUUUCCGGUAAACGUGACUCCCUACCACCCUCAAGACUCUCCUACCAAGCUCCGUCCCCAGUCCUACCAACUCCCUCCGCGAUUCGG